Messenger RNA from Cryptosporidium ubiquitum, 1827 nucleotides. Its product is annotated as vacuolar ATP synthase subunit A. Gene Ontology annotation, biological process: ATP metabolic process; proton transmembrane transport. The transcript has a single exon. NCBI's taxonomy places the organism in Eukaryota, Apicomplexa, Conoidasida, Eucoccidiorida, Cryptosporidiidae. Gene Ontology annotation, cellular component: proton-transporting V-type ATPase, V1 domain. Bases 1 to 1827 code for a protein of 608 amino acids. The record is from RefSeq and is a predicted model, not a curated record. Gene Ontology annotation, molecular function: proton-transporting ATPase activity, rotational mechanism; ATP hydrolysis activity; ATP binding.
AUGAAAUCGGAAGAAAAGAACCAUGGCACAAUCUAUAAGGUUGCUGGGCCUUUGGUUGUUGCUGAAAAUAUGAGUGGAACAAAGAUGUACGAGUUAGUUCGUGUUGGUUUCCAAAAGUUAGUUGGAGAAAUUAUUCGUCUUGAAGGUGAUACUGCUUCAAUUCAAGUUUAUGAAGAUACUUUUGGACUUACUGUCGGUGAUCCUGUUAUUAAGACUGGCCAGCCACUUUCAGUUGAGCUUGGACCUGGCAUAUUAGAUAAUAUUUUUGAUGGUAUCCAGAGACCUUUAAGAUUUAUUGCAGAAUCUACAAAAGACAUGUUUAUUCCUAGAGGAAUUGAUGUUAAAUGCUUAGACCAUGAUAAACUUUGGGAAUUUACUCCAAAUGCGAAUUUAAGAGUUGGUGAUAUUAUUACUGGAGGUGAUAUCUUUGGGUCAGUUUACGAGAAUUCUCUUUUUAAGUCACAUAGGAUUAUGUUACCACCAAAUGUUCAAGGUAGAGUUGUGAGGCUUCCAACUGCAGGUAACUACACAAUUGAUGAGGAUUUGAUUGAGAUAGAAUAUGAUGGAGUUGUAAAAAGUUAUUCUAUGCACCAUACUUGGCCUGUCAGAGUUCCGAGACCAUGCUUGGAGAAAUUACAAGGUAAUACUCCUCUCUUAACUGGACAGAGAAUUUUGGAUGCUUUAUUCCCAUCAGUUCAAGGAGGAACCUGUGCCAUCCCAGGAGCAUUUGGAUGUGGUAAGACUUGUAUUUCUCAAGCUUUGAGUAAGUAUAGUAACUCUGACGUAAUCAUUUACAUUGGUUGUGGAGAAAGAGGAAAUGAAAUGGCAGAAGUUCUUACAGAGUUCCCUGAACUUUAUACUAUUGUUGACGGUAAGAAGGAGUCAAUUAUGCAAAGAACUUGCUUAGUAGCUAAUACUUCAAAUAUGCCAGUCGCUGCUAGAGAAGCUUCCAUAUACACUGGUAUCACACUUUCUGAAUACUUUAGAGAUAUGGGUUGUAACGUUUCUAUGAUGGCAGAUUCUACUUCUCGUUGGGCUGAAGCUCUUAGAGAAAUUUCUGGAAGAUUGGCUGAAAUGCCGGCAGAUUCAGGUUACCCAGCAUAUUUAGGCGCCAGACUUGCUUCUUUCUAUGAAAGAUCAGGAAGAGUAAGAUGUAUGGGUUCUCCAGAUAGAGAAGGUACAGUAACUAUAGUCGGAGCAGUAUCUCCUCCUGGUGGUGACUUUUCUGAUCCAGUUACUACUGCAACAAUUGGUAUUGUUCAAGUAUUUUGGGGAUUAGAUAAGAAGCUUGCUCAGAGAAAGCAUUUCCCUUCAGUAAACUGGAAUACAUCAUUUAGUAAGUAUUCCAGAGUUUUAGAGCCAUACUUUGACUCAGUUGACCCAGAAUUCAAUAAUUUGAGACAGAAGAUUUCUGAGAUUUUACAAAAGGAGAAUGAGCUUGCUGAUAUUUUGCAAUUAGUUGGUAAGGAUUCCCUUUCUGAGGAUCAGAAGAUUGUUUUGGAAGUUGCCAAAAUUAUUAGGGAAGACUUCCUCCAACAAAAUGCUUUUUCAGACUAUGAUUUUACUUGUCCUAUCCAAAAGACUCUCGGAAUGAUGAAAACCAUUGGAAACUUAUACGACCUUUCUUUAAAAGCUGUAAAAGAUUCAUCUCAGCAACAACAAAAGAUUGGAUGGUCUACAAUUUAUAAUUCAAUGAGAGGUACUAUCAAUAAGAUCACUUCUAUGAAGUUUUUGGACCCAAGAUUAACUGAUCAAGAAAUCAAAAACCACUUUUCUCAACUUAAUGAGGAGGUUUCAAGCCAAUUCAGAGCCAUUUCUGAUAAGUAA